Molecule: messenger RNA, 1402 nt
Organism: Arvicanthis niloticus (Nile rat)
Lineage: Eukaryota; Metazoa; Chordata; Mammalia; Rodentia; Muridae
Source: RefSeq, a predicted model, not a curated record
GCGGCGCGGCGCCAUGGACGCCCACCCGGAGUUUCAGCGCUGCCGCGGGACCCCCAUCCCACUACCCUCCGCCCUCUUCCGCCGCCGCCGCCUCCGCCUCCUCCUCCUCCGCGGAGACCCCCGCCCACUCCACACACUCUCCCAUCAUGCAGCGGGGAACCGCUGCUGUCGAUACGUCACUUCCGGGCGCAGGUGGCUAGGUCGGGGCCGGGCGCUGGUGGGUGCCGGGGUGGGGGAGGACACUCCAGGGGAAUUAGUGUCACAGAAUUCUUACUUCUGCGCAGGCGCCGUCGUGUGGAACGACGUUCGCCAUUUUGGGUGCGGGCAAACUGUCUUUUUUCCGUACUCACAGAAGUGUGGGCUGGGGACGUCCUCCCUCCCCGCCCGACCCUGUGAGGCAGCGCUCCCUGCCACGGGGCUGCCGAGUUCCUCUCAGCCCAUUACUUUACCAUUGAGCUCGGAGCGGGUUAAGUUUCGCCUUGGAAUAAAACUGCAGACGUAUGGAAAUACGGAACCAGAUCUCUACUGAAAAACCGGCUGGACAACAUUCAGCAGCUCGUCCUUUUGCCCGGAAAAAAAAAGACUUUCAUUCCCUUCCUCUUUUUAUGUAAGCCAACAAAAGAGGAAGCUGUUAUUUAACAAACGAGAAGUGAUUGUCCUACUUAAGAAGACAAGUCAGCAGGCAAACUAACAAAUGGUCUUCGACAAAAUCAGUCCAGAAUUGUGUUGCUGUUUGGAGAAGAUAAUCGUUUUCUUGCAAAUCAACCUGUGCAUUUGAGCGAUUCUAUACAACAGAGGUCAUAAGAGAUUUUUGUUUCCAUCCGUUCCUGAGCAGUUGGGUGUUUUGGUUUUAUAACCUUUCCCCGUCCUUUAUUAUGACUCUGUUAGAACCCAUUUCACUGUAAAACUCAGACUACAAGGCUGCAGGCUUAUUAUUCCUGUCUCAGAGGAUGAACCCUGGACUCUACCCUACAAACCAUGAGCCCUGCCGGGCCCUCUUUCUGCCCACGCUGAAUUAUUUAAAAUAGUUCCAAAACCGCAAAGCUCAGCAGUAACCCAAAGAAACAAGGACUGAAAACACCCGUCAUCACAGAGAACUGUCCACCCCUUUGGAGGAAUUAUACACGUCGGGAAAGAUAAGGACAAUAGCAAUUCAUCACGGUUUAUCCCGCCUCUGCAAUGUUCUAGACAAAUUAACUUGAAGAACUAAAAUAGACCCUCAUUUGUCUCCUCACAAUUCAGUCAUUGUAAGAUAAGGGAGACUGCAUUACUGCUUUGUGGUUAUGCUGAAUGUUUUGUUACUGCCCAGUCACUGAAGUGAGAAAAAUGUAUAUGGCUUGUCAAAUUUAUUCCUUUUGUAUUUCGCCCCCUGCUGGUGUAGCUCAUGUGCAAAAAAAAAAAA